CUACCCCGACGCCGGCCAGCUGGCUCUUGGAAAUUCUGGUUCGCUUUGGCUCCUGUUUCGCUUUUACAAACGACUGGAUCUUACAUGCCUCUGUGGCCCCCACUUUCACUCCAUGCCCCCAGGCUCCUGGGCCAGCAACAGGAAAUGCCCUCUGGAUGUCCGCUGAAUUCUUAAGUUAGCUCUGCACUUGGAGAGACACCUCCUUGGCAGACCUUCGAGUUUCCUGGAGCGCCCCAUCUAUCUUGUCCUUGUUUUCCGACGUGUGCGUCGUCACUGAGCGUUCAAAACUGUUUCUCCAAAGGUUUCUGCAAAAACUCAGACUGUUUUCCAAAGCAGAAGCACUGGAGUCCACGGCAGAAGCGAUGGGCAGCGUGCGGACCAACCGCUACAGCAUUGUCUCCUCGGAGGAAGACGGCAUGAAGUUGGCCACCAUGGCCGUGGCGAAUGGCUUCGGGAACGGCAAGAGCAAAGUCCAUACUCGGCAGCAGUGUCGCAGCCGGUUUGUGAAGAAGGACGGCCACUGUAACGUGCAGUUCAUCAACGUGGGGGAGAAGGGGCAGCGGUACUUGGCAGACAUCUUCACCACGUGUGUGGACAUCCGCUGGCGAUGGAUGCUGGUCAUCUUCUGCCUGGCCUUCGUCCUCUCGUGGCUCUUCUUCGGCUGCGUGUUUUGGUUGAUAGCCCUGCUGCACGGGGACCUGGAUGGGACGAAGCAGAGCAAAGCGUGCGUGUCCGAGGUCAACAGCUUCACCGCCGCCUUCCUCUUCUCCAUUGAGACCCAGACGACCAUCGGCUACGGGUUCCGGUGCGUCACGGACGAGUGCCCCAUAGCGGUGUUCAUGGUCGUGUUCCAGUCCAUCGUGGGCUGCAUCAUCGAUGCCUUCAUCAUCGGCGCCGUCAUGGCCAAGAUGGCCAAGCCCAAGAAGAGAAACGAGACGCUCGUCUUCAGCCACAAUGCCGUGAUUGCCAUGCGGGACGGCAAGCUGUGCUUGAUGUGGCGCGUGGGCAACCUGCGCAAGAGCCACUUGGUGGAAGCGCACGUGCGAGCGCAGCUGCUCAAAUCUAGGAUCACUUCCGAAGGGGAGUACAUCCCACUGGACCAAAUCGACAUCAACGUCGGCUUCGACAGUGGGAUUGACCGGAUCUUUCUGGUGUCCCCCAUCACGAUCGUCCACGAAAUCGAUGAGGACAGCCCCCUCUACGACUUGAGUAAGCAGGACGUUGAUAACGCAGACUUUGAAAUUGUGGUGAUCCUGGAAGGCAUGGUGGAAGCCACCGCCAUGACGACCCAGUGCCGGAGCUCGUACUUGGCCAAUGAAAUCCUCUGGGGCCACCGCUAUGAGCCGGUCCUCUUCGAAGAGAAGCACUACUACAAAGUGGACUACUCCCGGUUCCACAAAACCUAUGAAGUACCCAACACGCCCUUGUGUAGUGCCAGAGACUUAGCCGAAAAGAAAUACAUCCUCUCCAGUGCAAACUCAUUUUGCUAUGAAAAUGAGGUCGCCCUCACGAGCAAAGAGGAAGACGAUAGUGAAAACGGACUUCCAGAAAGCACGAGCACAGACACGCCCCCUGACAUGGACCUUCACAACCAGGCCAGCGUACCUCUAGAGCCCAGGCCUUUGCGGCGAGAAUCAGAGAUAUGACGGAGCUGACUCCUCUGCAAUACUGACUUUCACGCACAAAGUCUGUCGCUCAGAGGCCCACGUCGGUUAGACAGACGACGGGACUGGUGACGAGGUGGGUCUGGGCGAGUGGCCGCAGGGACUGCGGCGAGUGGGAUGGUUUCAAAGAAAGACUGGAAGCGGACGGUUCGCACAACCCAUGCUGCACGUCGGCCUGACUCCACGGCUCGCGCGCACGUGUUGGAGGAUCAGUGAUGGGUUUCUCACGUCCUGUUGAGUGUACAAAACUUGAACUUGCAGGCAAGCCUGGUCUGGGUAUUUGACUUAUCCAGUAGGCGACUCUUUAGGGAACAAGCCUGUUUUUAAUGGCAUAACAAAGGCAAGACUCUGCCUUAAUUCUUGUAAAGCUGCUAACUACAUGAGCACACAUUGUAUUUUUGUGGUGGUGUAGUUGUUUUUUCUUUUUCUCCCCUUUUUUUCUUCACGCCUCCUCAUUUGUGUCAUUUAAGUCAGUGUUCAACUUUGUUGAAAGCUCAUGAUGCACUUGGAAGUGGCAAGUAUUUGGCUAUUAGCUGCCGAAACAAGAGCCUGAGUUUUGGAGGCCCGUAAUUUGUUUGCUAGAAUUGAUUCUCCAUCCCCCACCCCACCCCCUUUCUCUGUCUUUGGUUACAUAAGGGCAUUAUGUAAUGCUAGCCAAAUGGUAGCCUCCAGGGUUGGUUAUUUUUGUGUGCGUUGUUCCCCCUACCCCUCAAACCCCCCAUAAUGUUAAUGGGUGUUCUCAGAUGUUAAGUUACACUACCUAAAAUGAAUACCAAAGAAAUAUAAUGCUCAUUUUUGCACAGUGGAGAUUGUACUCAAAAAGGAAACAAAGCCACCCCUCCCUCCCACCCGCAGGCUGCUGUGGAAUCAAGAGACCACAGCAUUGAACCUCAGUCAGCCCUUGUACUAGCCCCUCACUUUGCACCGUAUCCAGAAAGUAGAGCAUCACACACACACACACACACACACACACACACACACACACACAGCCCGAUAUGUGCAAUGGUUUGUAAGGUCUUUUCUUUAACGUGGCUUUCUUACUGGAAGAGGAAAGGGGAAGUAAAAUUGCACAUGCAUGCACAUACAGACACCCCUGUCACAUAUGCAUCUUUUCUCCUCCUCCACCCCCCACACCCCGAUGCCAUGCUACAAAGAAAGGGAAGAAUGGUGAUGACACAGGCUAGGGAAGUUGUCCUGGGUCUUCCCAUUUCGGACAUUCCUGAAUUUAUUCUGGAAGCUAAGACCCUGGUUGAGCUGAACGUUGGAGUCUCCAGAACUGAGCCAGCCAGCAUGAAAGAUUUUUAAAAUGUUUUAUGCCACGCCAUUUCCAGCUUGAUUUUGCCCCAGAAACGAUGUUACCCAUUUGGCCCCUAGGCUCCUCUACUCAGUCUGAAAAGAUCUAGAAGGAGCCCAACUGUGCCAGGCAGGGCUGCAGAAGCCAAAGAGGGGAGGCCCCUAGUGUGGACAAGCCACGGCCCUGCAGCCCAUCAGUUCAAGUAUUCAGAGGGGAGAGGAAGGAAGAAUGUUCUUUUGAUGAUCGAGGGUAGGACUGGAAAUGUGUCAGUAUUCUAGGGUCAACGAAAGCCAUACACAACAAACAGGGCCACACUCAAAGUGAUACUGCCUGAAGAUGAUUAUUCCCCCGUUCGCUAGGCACACUCAUUGAAGGCAAUCUCUGUGCUGACCCUUGUCUCCUGUGGAGCCCGAGAACAAGGUACUAUGACUUAACUUUUCCAGAAGCCUCUCUUGGCUCCCUGCCUUGCUAAAAAAUCCCGCCCACCCCCCACCCUCCAUUCUAGUUCAAUAAUGGAACUUAUUUUUAUUUUGUUAAGUUCCCUAUUUGUGAAUUCUGGGGUGACUGACUUUUCUUCUUAAUUAGGAGUCUUGGAAUCAACUCUCUUUUGGUGUUAUAUCCCUGUAUGCCAUUAAAAACUAGCUUGUUCUAGAGUCAUGUCUUCUGGGCGCUGAUGUUGGGCAUGGCGUCUCAUUCUGGAAGAGCCAUCUCUGAAUGAGGUGCCUGUAAUAAGAAGACCGAGUGUGCUGUUAGCAGCGUUCAAAGUCAACAGGUGGUAUGCUAAUGAAAAUGAGUGAGGGAUAUCAAAUGCAUGAAUGCUAUUCUAAAUCCAGGUGGAAGGGCAGGCUUGGGACGUUGUCUAAAGAGUUGGAGGGUUUGAGGAAUCAAGUGGUCAAGAAGAAAUAGAUGAGGCAAUAAUUUGGCUGAUGACAGAGAAUGAAUAUAGAAGACUUCAGCUGCUGCUAUUACAAUGUUUUGCAAAGGAAAAUAAUCAAACCAAAGAGUAUUCAGUGAUCUGUAAAUUAUAUGAAGAUUCAGUGGAGACUGGGGUAACCACACAGGUAGCACCCCAAACACACAGUACUGCCGUAGACACACACAGACACAUAUAUACAGACUUGAGAUACUGGAGAAAGGGUGUGCUGGGGGUGAGGCUGUGGGAGGGAAACCUUUCAGCUUAUUUCUGAAAAAAGAUUUUAAAAAAUAAUCUAAGAUUUCUGGUGCACAAGUUUGUUUUUUUUCAAGAAAAUUUUGCAGAAGCCAUGUUUUUAAAGUGUACAUUUUAUAAAGUUUAUCAGAUAUUUUCAUAUUUAAAGCCAAAUGUAAAUAGAAGUCUGAAAAGGAAAAAAUAAAAUGCCAUAGAAAGUAUAACUUCAGUGCAUCAGUGUCUGAGAGCUAGUGCCGAUAUGCUGCCGGUUAGCAUGGUCUUAGCAACAGUGUACCAGCUUUAUAAGGUCCGUAUUGCUAUGUUCUUCUGUUAUUUAUUUCAGCAUGGGCUGCUCUUUGAAAGCUUUCUCUAGUUCUUAACAUUUUAACCGUUACAAGCUUUAAAUGGCAACUUUUUUUCUCUUUUGUUUGGUGUUGUGUUUGUCAAGAGCCAAGACACAGGUUAAUGCAUGCUACCUUUUGCUGCAUUUUACCUUCAAAACAUUUGUCCUUCUUGACUGGGUCUCUUUAGUGCCCAUGUGUCAUCAGACUGCGGAAGCCAGGGACCUCAUUGUGAAGAUCUGGGGGUCUAAUCUCAGAUAUGCAUUGCUUCUGUCAUGCAAGCAAACCCCAUCUGAAUUUUCUUAGAAUGUGUUCUCUUCAAAAGCAUUUUGCCCCGGAUAUGGAUGGGCAUUCUAUUUUGGGGA
Molecule: messenger RNA, 4811 nt
Organism: Echinops telfairi (small Madagascar hedgehog)
Lineage: Eukaryota; Metazoa; Chordata; Mammalia; Afrosoricida; Tenrecidae
Gene: KCNJ2
Product: potassium inwardly rectifying channel subfamily J member 2
Exons: 2
Coding region: 363-1646 (427 amino acids)
Biological process (GO): regulation of monoatomic ion transmembrane transport; potassium ion import across plasma membrane
Cellular component (GO): plasma membrane
Molecular function (GO): inward rectifier potassium channel activity
Source: RefSeq, a predicted model, not a curated record